GAUUUCUCUUUUUGAUGCUAGCAGAUUUUUCUGGCUCCUCGGUUGACACCCCAAGAAACUUGGAAACAAAGGCAUUUUAAAAAGAGAUGUCAAUCUCUGUGAAAAUAAAGUCGUAUAUAUUUGCGUUUGCACCAAUCUCCUGAGUCUCACAGCAGGAAAAAAAUUGAGGACAACACUCUCUGAAGAUUGAUCCUGGAGGGGUUCUUCAUUGGCAUUCUGUGAUGACAAACACGUGGACAUCUGCAGAUCAAAAUCAACUGGCCACCCUAGCUAACUGCCAGGUGCCUGGAUUCUGACUCGGGACCAUCGACAUCUGUGUGAAAAGUGGUCUACAUUCAUUCUUUCAAAGCAUUAAUGAAUUAAUCAGAACUUUUGGAAGCAAAGAAAAUUUAAAGAAAUCUUAGUAAAAGAGAAUUAGAUGCUGAGAACAAACUAAACAAGGCAAGACUUACUUUUCUUCUUAGCUCCUAAGAACUGAUGCAAUUUCCACGUUAAAAAGAAGAAAAUGAACAGCACAUGCACUGAUGAACAGCACGACCUGGAUCACUAUUUGUUCCCAAUUGUUUACAUCUUCGUGGUGAUAGUCAGCAUUCCAGCCAACAUUGGCUCUCUCUGCGUGUCUUUUGUACAAGCAAAGAAGGAAAAUGAGUUAGGAAUUUACCUCUUCAGUUUAUCCCUGUCAGAUCUGCUGUAUACACUCACUCUCCCUCUGUGGAUUCAUUACACUUGGAAUCAAGACAACUGGGUUUUCUCCGACGCCUUGUGCAGAGGGUGUGCUUUCUUCAUGUACGUGAACUUCUACAGCAGCACUGCCUUCCUCACCUGCAUCUCUGUGGACCGGUACUUAGCAGUUGUCUACCCUUUGAAGUUUUUUUUCCUAAGAACAAGAAGAUGCGCGUUCAUGGUCAGCCUAUUCAUCUGGGUAGUGGAAACCAUCUUCAAUGCUAUCCUUCUGUGGGAAGAUGAGACAUCUACAGAAUAUUGUGAUGCCAAGGAGAUUAAUUUUACUCUGUGCUAUGAUAGAUACCCUUUGGAGAAAUGGGAGAUUAAGUUCAACUGGUUUAGGACGUGUACAGGCUACGUCAUACCUUUGGCCAUCAUAAUGAUUUGCAACCAGAAAGUCUACCAAGCGGUGCAGCGUAAUCGGGCCACGGAAAACCGUGAAAAAAGAAGAAUCAUAAAACUACUUGUUAGUAUCACCGUGACCUUUGUCUUGUGCUUCACUCCCUUUCAUGUGAUGUUGCUGCUGCGCAGCAUUUUAGAGCCUAUGUCUGACCACAGGUAUGGGAAACAGACGUAUAAAAUGUAUAGAAUCACAGUUGCAUUAACGAGUUUAAAUUGUGUUGCGGAUCCAAUUCUGUACUGUUUUGUAACGGAAACAGGAAGAUCCGAUAUGUGGAAUAUAUUAAAAUUCUGUACUGGGAUGCUUAAUAAAUCAGAAAGGCAAAGGAAACGUAUACUUUCUAUGUCUACAAAAGAUACUGUGGAGUUAAACACCCUGGAAUAGAACGAAGGACUUUUUUCCAGGUACACAAUAUUCUGUCAUCACUAUUUUAAUAUCCUCUCCAAUGGGAAGAUUUAAAAAGUGCACUGUACAGCUCCCUGACUUUUAUUAAAUGGCUAUUAAACAAAAUUUAAUAUUUUUCUAAUGACUCAAGAUGUUUAUUGUUGAUGGAACGGGUUUGGUAUCUGUGUUAUAAUCCCUCAGAGGUUAGCAAAAUAUGCAGGACUGUGUGUCUUUAAUUCGGUGACAUUUAUGUCUGGGGUCUAUGAUUUUUCUCACGCUUUCUGUAGAUUUCAGGCUGUCAGCUAUAAAUUCUCCCACCUGUAUGGACUUGUCUCCAACAACUCCAACUACAAAAUACCGCUUCUAAUCUUCUCACUCGUUACUAAAUAUGUAUUGAGCCGACUCUAUGUACUGCUUCGUGUUUAGUAUUGGGGUUUCAAAGAAAUAUGGUCUCACAAAGCCUUGUGAAGCCCACGUCAGUUCAGAAAUCUAGUCACUUGCAUGCACAGGAAACGCGAAGGGGCUCAGAGUGACGCCGGGAGGCUCUUUCCACAGCAGAAAAGCACGUGAGCUUGGGGAAACCUCUCUCAGCUGCUCGAAGACCUUCUUUACUGUCUUUCAGAUCACACUUUUUGUUUUAUGUUGAUUUUUUUAAUAUUCACAGUUCAGUACAUAAGUUGAAAUUACCAGAAGUUUAAUGUUAAGACAAAAAGACAUUAUAGACACACACACA
This is a messenger RNA of Molossus molossus (Pallas's mastiff bat), 2240 nucleotides long. RefSeq names its product G protein-coupled receptor 65 (gene GPR65). The coding region runs from base 506 to 1507 and encodes 333 amino acids. Lineage: Eukaryota; Metazoa; Chordata; Mammalia; Chiroptera; Molossidae. Gene Ontology annotation, biological process: G protein-coupled receptor signaling pathway. Gene Ontology annotation, molecular function: G protein-coupled receptor activity. The transcript is spliced from 2 exons. The record is from RefSeq and is a predicted model, not a curated record. Gene Ontology annotation, cellular component: membrane.